This is a messenger RNA of Hymenoscyphus albidus, 2311 nucleotides long. The record is from the annotation of a GenBank genome assembly. Lineage: Eukaryota; Fungi; Ascomycota; Leotiomycetes; Helotiales; Helotiaceae.
AUGAGGUGCAUUCUAUUGUCUUCUCGCUUUCUUUUCCUCGCUGCUGUCGGGGUUUUAUCCCAAACGACUGUGUUUUCGACGAAUCUAGCGAUUUCUGCCAAGACUUCAGAAGUGGAAUCAGACAAUACGGCGAUAUAUUAUUCGACAGAGCCACUUCUUCUGGGAAAUGAUGGGUUAGCAGCUACAGGUGGCUUCCAUGUGUAUUCUUUACCGACCGGUUCCAAUUCGACUUUGGUCGAAAAGGAGUGGAAAACUCCUGGGAGAACUAAGCUACUAGCUACCGUUUAUGAUAUUGGCGGCAAGGACCUCAUUCUUACAAUCGCACAACCGGAUAGUAUCAUUCGAGCUUUUGAAGUAAACGGAUUACAAGAAGUUGAAGAGGCAAGAAAGUCAGCUCUUGGUGAUUGGUCGGCUUUGUGUACGUGGAAGAGUGCUGCCAGUGGGAACCAAUACUUCUACCUUUUUGGGAAGAAACAGGUGGUUCGGUAUUUGACCAGGAAGAACAGUGUAUUUGAAAUAACGGAGGCAAGUAGACCACAAGAUUUUAUCCAUACAAUAUACUUAUUUUAUAUAGAUCCACACUUUCAAUAUUCCUAUUGAAGCAAAUUCUUGCUCUGCUUCCGCAGUGACAGGUCAAGUUUAUUUCAGCACAGAUGACGGGAAGGAGAUUUAUACCUUCAAGGCAACCGAAUCGACCAGCAUUCCAGAAAUUGAAGUUUUGGGGGAGGCAGAAGAUGGAGUUACCGGGCUUGCUAUUUAUGUUUCCCAAUCCUCAGAAUAUCUCCUCCUCGGUCAAAAAGACUCCAUUCUCGUCUCGACAACAAACUUCAGCAUUUUGGGAUCCAUGAAGAUAGCCGGUGUUGAGGAUCCAGAAGUGAGCGGAUUUUCCAUAUUUCAAGGAUGCCUCGCCGAUUACCGAGCUGGAUAUAUUGCAUUUGCGCUCGAAGAUUCUGAGAAGAAACAAUUUGCAAUUAGCUCCUUGGAAUCUGCUUUUCAAGCUUUGAAUCUAUCUGUCAACACCGCGUACGAUCCAGCUUUCACCAGCAAAGAUCUGAUCACGCCCAUUUGUGACGACUGUAAUUCUUCUGGAUUCUGCGCGGAAACAGCUACAACAAAUUCUUGUGAAUGUUUUGCAGGCUUUGCUGGAGACUGUUGUGAAAAUUUCACUUGCAUAGACAACUGUUCUGGCCACGGCGUAUGUGUUGGAGCCAACGAAUGCGAGUGUCAACCUGGAUGGGGUGGACUUCAUUGCUCAUUCCUCCUAGUUGAACCAGAAAUCGAUACAACAGCUAACGGUGGCGAUGGAGAUGACCCCGCUGUCUGGAUAUCCCCAAUAUCCCCAGACCAAUCACGCAUUAUUACAACUACAAAGUCAGAACAAGGCGCUGGCCUGGGUGUAUUCGAUCUUCAAGGCAAGCUUCUUCAAGCAUUUCCAGCGGGAGAGCCUAAUAAUGUUGAUAUGAUAUACAACUUUCCGCUCGGAAACAAUGUUACUUCCGAUCUUGCAUAUGCGGCAUGUAGAGCAGAUAACACGCUCUGUCUUUUCGCAAUGAGUCCUAAUGGGACGCUUUCCGAUAUUGCAGGUGGCAUUCAAACACUCCCAGAAGACUACGAACCGUACGGAUCGUGCUCUUACAAAUCUCCUAAAACAGGGACACAAUAUCUCUUCGUCAACAAUAAAAAGGCGGAAUAUCUCCAAUAUUCUUUGAAAAGCACUUUGAAUGGCACUCUCUCCACGAAUCUGGUACGAAGUUUCAUAGGGGGCUCAGGUGGCCAAGUCGAAGGCUGCGUUACGGAUGAAGAAAACGGUUACAUCUUCAUCGGAGAAGAACCCUCAGCACUCUGGCGCUACGACGCAGAGCCCGAAACCUCUACACCAGAAGGCACAAAGAUCGCCAGCGUUUCUACAUACUCUGACUUCAAACCUGGAUAUCUCUACUCAGAUGUUGAAGGCGUGACAUUUAUCCCUGGUAAAAACUCUACUCAAGGAUAUAUCAUCGUUUCUUGUCAAGGGGUUUCUGCUUACAACGUGUAUGAGCGUGCACCUCCUCAUGCUUUUGUAAAGACCUUUACGAUUGUCAACUCGAAAGGGGGAGUAGAUCAUGUGAGUAAUACGGAUGGCAUUACAGCUGUGGGAAAUCGACUGAACGAGCAGUUCCCGAGUGGAUUGAUUGUGGUUCAUGACGAUAGUAAUGAGCUCGCAACAGGUGGGACAAGCGAUGAGGCGAGUUUUAAACUAGUGGGCUUAAGUGAUGUACUCGACGAGCUGGAAUUGGGAAACAUAGAUCCAGAGUGGAAUCCUAGAAAUUAG